GUCCCUGUACAUUUCGCGUCGCACAAAUCUCUUUACGGCCGUUCACCAAGGAAUUUCAAGCUCCCUCCCUUCACAGAUCCCCUCUUCGAAAAUGUUUCUUAAAACUUCAAUUAUUUCCCUUAAAUCAUCUUUGAAUGUUAGAUUUUCAUCUUCAUUCAUUCCUUCGUCACUGAAAUCAGCCAAACGCACCACUACUAUUAAACACCUUUCUCAACUUGAUAAUUUCCUCCAUGUAAACUGCAAGUCGGGUAGCUUUUCUCUUGAUGAAGCUCUUGAUUCUUUCGAUUACAUGAUUCAUAUGGACCCCACUCCUGGUAUGUCAUCUUUCAGUAUUUUGUUUUCUGCACUUAUUAAGAAAAAAUAUUACGAUGAAUUCCUUGUGAUAUACACGAGGUUCGUUUCAGCUGGGUUGUUGCCUAAUUUGAUUACUUUGAACAUUGUUAUUAAUUGCUUAUGCAAAAUGGCCCGGGUUUCUGACGGUUUUGUGGUUUUUGGGAGUAUUUUUAGGAGGGGUUUUUACCCUGACGCUGUGACUUUGACUAGUCUGAUUAAUGGUCUUUGUAAGGAGGGCAAAAUUAAGAAGGCGAUUGAAUUGUUUAGAAAAAUGGUUUCUGUUGGAUGUAGGCCUGAUGUGGUUACAGUUGGGGGUUUGAUCACCGGCUUGUGUCGAACAGGUAAUGUCACUGUUGCCCUUCAGUUAUUUGAUGAAAUGAAUAAUGGGAAUGGUGAAUUUGGUGUCAUUUGCAAGCCUAAUGUUGUUUGCUAUGCUGCUAUUAUAGAUGGUCUUUGCAAAUAUGGGUUAGUAGACAAGGCGAAGAAACUGUUUUCAGAAAUGAAGUCCAAGGCUGUCAAUCCAGAUGUGAUUACUUACAACACUUUAAUUUAUGGAUUGUGUAAUACAUCUAAUUGGGAGGAGGCUAAAACUUUAUUUGCAGAAAUGUCGGAUGAAGGUGUAAAGCCUAAUGAGGUGACAUUUACUGUGGUUAUGGAUGAACUUUGUAAGAAUGGGAAGAUUGAUGAAGCCAAUGGAUUGCUCCAACUAAUGAUAAAUAGAGGUAUUCACCCCAACACAAUUACUUACAAUGCAAUUUUAAGUGGUUAUUGCUUGGCAGGUAGAAUUGAGGAUGCAAGAAAACUAUUUGAUUCCAUGGAAAGUAAGGGGUGUGAGCCUAAUGUUUUUAGCUUCAAUGUUUUAAUGGAUGGUAUGUGCUUGGCAAAUAAAAUUGAUGAUGCUAAGGAAUUGUUUUCUUUGAUGUUGAGUAAGGGAUGCAAACCUGAUGUAGUUAGCUACACUACGUUGAUCAAUUGGUAUUGUAAGAAUCGAAAAGCUGAUGAAGCUAUUUGUGUUUAUAAGGAAAUGACCUCAAAGGGAAUUCAGCCAACAAUCGUUACAUUUAACACCUUGCUAAAAGGUUUUUUCAUGUAUGGUAAAGUUGGACAUGCAAAAAAGCUAUUUGGUGAGAUGCAACUUAGUAAUAUUCCUCCCAAUUUAAUUACGUAUACGUAUAAUAUUCUUAUUGAUGGGUUUUGCAAAAAUGGUUGUGUUUUGGAGGCUGUUGAACUGUUUCAUUCUUUAAGAAACGGAAACAUUCAUCCUGGCAUCUUUACUUUCAAUAGUCUCAUUGAUGGUUUGUGCAAAACAAGAAGACUCAAUAUUGCUUUGGGACUAUUUAACAGAUGGCGCAAUGAAGGAUUUGUUCCAAAUGUUGUGACAUAUAACAUUCUGUUGUAUGGACUUUGUAAAGAAGGGAAGUCGGAGAUGGCAAGUAAUUUGUUAUCAGAUAUGGAACAAAACGGUUGUGCUCCAGAUUUCAUCAGUUUUAGUACUCUUAUGUCUGGUUUCUUGCAAAAUAAUGAGACUUCAAAAGUGGUAGAACUUCUUCACAAAAUGAAAGAGAGAAAUGUAAAGCCAGAUGCAUCCACGGCUUCAAUUAUUCUAGAUUUACUACAAAGGUAUAGAAACUACAGUGAAGUCCUAAAUUUGCUACCAGUGUUCUCUAACCAAGAACCUACGGAUAGUUGAUUGUCAAGUAACUGCAUUUUCUGAGGGAGUACAACUUAUCACAAGAGUCUUGCCAGAUGUCAAAGUUUCUAUGUAAAGGUGGUUUAGCACUCAGGGCUGCUGAUUGAAAUGAUGCUAUUGAAGCAGUGAAGAAAUUGUAUUAACUCUUUUGCAAAUAUUAAUCAUAUAGUGAGGAAGACAGAGAAAGUGUGUGCUUAUUGGGUUGAAAGGAAGUGUGGUUAUGGAGUGAUGUGUAAGUUUUGCAAUCCUGGUUUCCAACUGAGGGUUUUAGGUUGUUGAAGUAGCAUGAAGGCCAGUUGAAGUUAUGUGUGGGGUUGUGUUGCCAUCGGAAUCUUUUAAUCUUUAUCCGGGAAGUCGAGAUGAAACUGUGAGGUUUUGGAAUUGUCUCUGCAUCUGGCUGCGAUUGUUGUUGGUACAAAGAAAAUUUCUUAAGUCACUGAUUAUUUAAUUUGUUUAUUUUAUAAGGGUUGAAAUUAUGGUAGUUUUUAUAUUAUAGAAUUUUUUUGUUAGGAGCAUUUCAACCUAUUAUAAAAGAUUAUGUAUUAGAUAACGAAAUUUUCAUUGAAAAAUUAUUGUGUCCUGAAUUUUACCAAUGGUAAAAUUGUCUGAGUAUUUGCCUC
Mangifera indica (mango) is the source of this 2643-nucleotide messenger RNA. RefSeq names its product pentatricopeptide repeat-containing protein At3g22470, mitochondrial-like. Gene Ontology annotation, molecular function: protein binding. The record is from RefSeq and is a predicted model, not a curated record. The coding region runs from base 92 to 2023 and encodes 643 amino acids. Lineage: Eukaryota; Viridiplantae; Streptophyta; Magnoliopsida; Sapindales; Anacardiaceae. The transcript is spliced from 3 exons.